Molecule: messenger RNA, 3095 nt
Organism: Physella acuta
Lineage: Eukaryota; Metazoa; Mollusca; Gastropoda; Physidae
Source: RefSeq, a predicted model, not a curated record
AGACACUGCCCUCUGAGGAUUACAGAUGGAUCUCCAAAGCUCUGUUUGGUCCCAGGGGGCAGUUGAAAGACAACCUCCAACUGUGGUGGUUCCCUCCCCAACCCACAUUAGGGGCCAACCAGCCACCCUCUGGGCCUGAUGCGUUUUUCGCCCACCGCUUCUUCCUGUGGAUGCCUUACAGAAUGUGGCAAUACCCAUUCAAAUGCUUGGCACCUGCAUGUAAUGGUCGACAGCUGACAGCAUGCGGCCUGUACAAACAGGUUCGUCGUGUCGUUGAUGUUGACGACUAUUAUUAUAUGGGUGCUGAGUACUUAGAGUGUGGCUGUUGUCACAGGAAGUACAUCAGUUGGAGUAAUGCCAUCCUCAGUCAGCUGGACAUAGCUCACAGGCUGCAGUUCCCUGCAGUCCUUAGCUACAAGUUUGCAGCAGACAGGAGGGUGGUUACCAUGAUGAAGGAGAGAUCCUUAGGCAACAGCGCUACCCAGCUACACAGGAAGUUGAUGGAGUUGCACACGGAAGCAUACCUGAGAAACAGCAUCAGGUACAUGUCUGUGUGCAGCAAGUUCCAAAGGCCGAUGGUCAAGAAGAUUGACUUCCCUACCCCACCAGCACAGCAGCUCCUCCCUGGGCCACAAUGGUUCAGGUCUGUGUAUGCUAGGGAAGUCUGUUCUCGGCUAGACCACCUGAAAGCCAAAAUGACGUCGACCUUUGGGACAAUACUGAAAAUGGACUCCACCAAGAAGGUGACCAAAAAGCUGGCUGGUUCUGCCAGUGGAACAGCUGCUUGGGUCACCAAUAUUGGUAAUGAACAUGGGCAGGUCCUGUCCAGUGUGCUGACAGCUGCAGAAGGGCACGGAGUGGACAAGAUGGCACAGGGACUGGUUAAGAGGUACAAAGAUGCCCACGUUGACAGCCCUGUUUUGCUGUACACGGACAGGGACUGCUGUUCAGCAUACGGCAGAAGUACCUCUGACCUGUUCUCUGGCUGGCCAGACAUGCUCGUCAGGCUAGACAUCUGGCAUUUCAUGCGCCGGAUUGCCUCUUGUGCCACUACAGAGUCCCACCAGCUGUACAGCGUCUUUAUGGCCCAGCUGUCCGCCUGUAUCUUCAUUUGGGACAAGGAAGACAUGGCUCGACUGAUCAAGGCCAAGAAGUCGGAGCUAUCCCAGAUGGGGAUGAUCCAUGUGGAUGAUAUCUUCAUUCAGCAGCAGCUGGGCCGUAAGGAACUGGCACGCCACUGCAGGAGGUGCACCAGGGGUGUUGAGGAAACAACACGCCUCCUCGGUCAACUGGUGACCCUGUUCUGCUCACACCAGGGUUGCGAUACACUUGGUGUGCCACUGUUUGAAGCCCAACGCCUCAUUGAGGUAUGGACUGUACAACAAGCACACGUCAAGUGUAUUCAAGACCCACCUGGUGUACCCCUGUACUUCAAGGUGGGCACACUGAAAAAGGGAGGUGUGGAGCUGCCCCUUUAUAAGUGUGCUCGAGGGACCACCGCCCUGGAGAAUUUCCAUCUCCACUUAAAUCGGUUUAUUCCCGGUAAGUCAUUUAUUUUUUAAAUAACUUGCUUUCACCCAUUAAUUCUCCUUAACAAUGUUACCCAUGAUCUUAAUAUUUUUUUGUAAGGGACUUCUGCCAGUGCCAUGCAUUUUCAAGCAUACAUGCUGGAGGGCAUUGUGCGCUGGAAUGAGGACCGGGAAGAAGCCGAUGGUUACACCUGCUAUGACCUUCAGCUGCGCUCCACCUACAGAGCCUUUGGUCAAAGAGUGUUCCACACUGACCUUGAUCCCCAGUUACAAGCUCCAAGAGAGUACACUGGGGAGAAGAUGGGCAUUGAGUACCUCUUUGACCAGACAGGCAAAAGUUUCGAGGAGGUGAUCACUGAUGUGGAUGUGGAGGAUGAAGGAGAGAAACUGCUGGAGACACUGUCCCCAACUGAGGAGGAAGAUGAUCCAGCAGAAAUGGAAGCAGUGGAUCCUACAAUCUCCAUUUCAGAGCCCCCAGUGAUUGCCUCUGACAUCGCAGCUGAAGAUCUAGCAGUUCCCCAGACAGAAGACAAGAAGGAGAUCCCUCUUGAUGCGUUGGCACUUGGGCCAGACGGUCAAGAGGGUUUCCAUCUUGUGAAGGAACUGGCCUCAUACCUAGUGGGACUGCGUCAGGAGAGGUGUCUUACAGAGGCACAGGUGAACAUCCUGAUACCUAUGUUCAAGGCCCUCCCUGAUGCGGAUCAACGCAGGUUGAAAUACGCCCCUAGGUAUGAGGCAAAAACAAAGGGUGGACGCUUCGGCACAGUCAGAAGUGGUGUUGUUCCAGGACUCACUAGUGUGAAGCGGAGCUUUGAGGGUGGAGACUCUACAGCAGCUCAGUGGCCAGACAACAGCAGGAUAGUUGAGGCCAUCUGCGACGAGUUGGUGCUACUCCACCCUUAUGGCAAGCGCUCACACAAGAGGGUUGUGCCGAGGUGGUCCAGAGUGUUGAACGACUACAGUAGGAUCCAGCAACUGGUCUACAACAGUGCCAGACUGAGGCUGGAGACCUCACUGCAGUUGUUCAACAUUAAUCAGAGGACACUCCUACAAUGGUAUAGUAGGAAGCAGAAAAAGAUGGAGAAGGCCACGCUGGUUCAAGGUAUGGACCUUCCUGCCCCCCCAAUGACUGCAGAAGAACCACUUCUACCUCCUGCCCAGCCCACAAGACUAGAGGUACCAGGACCCUAUUUCGACGCUGUGGGGGAGGUGGAAGAUCACAGCGGCACUGCAGUCACAAAGCGACGCAGGAAGGAAAAACCAGCAAACCAGCCUGAACCAGCAGCCAUCAUUAUGGAUGUUCCUCAGCAGAUUGUUCCGGCUGAUGUUGAGCAAGUGGCCUCUGCCCGCCUCUCCACAAGGAAGCGUAAAGCAGAUGAGGUGGGUAGAGUGAACGUCAGGCAGAAGAAAUUCAACACUUGCUCAAAGUGUAGCCAGCCUAAGUUGCUUGAAACAGGCCACAAGGGGUACAAAGGCUUCAGUUACUGCCCUGUUUCAAGUAACUUAACUUAUGAACAAUUUGUUGAGGAGGCCAAAAAUAAAAUUGGCCAAAAAAGAAAGUUGUAA